AUGCCGCAAAGUAAUGCACAUGAGAGAUCAGCAGUUGUGUUACCACCAGUUGAGGAUGUGGCUGGAGGAUCACCUGCGUCAGGAGCGGGAGAGAUCAGUUCAAUAAUUUGUAUAAAAAUUAAAAAAGUGCCAAUUGAGAAGUUGCAAGCACCUCAAAUGGCAAGCUCCGGUUUAAAAGUUACGCAUUAUAAGAGCAAGUACUAUUCACCAUGUUACCAAUCACCGAAAACAUAUACAGAAGACUAUUUAAAACUAAACGUUUCCGCAAAAAAAAAUAAUGUUUCUAAACCUGUCAUAGCCUGGCUAGAAGGAAAAGAAUAUUCUUCGCUUGAAAUGACAACUUUGUUCAAGAAUCUCGUUCUGGAGGAUAUUGUGGUGGUGACAAUAAACUAUCGUAUAUCUAUAUUUGGAUUUCUAUGUCUCGGUGUUCCGGAGGCUCCUGGCAAUGCUGGCCUUAAAGAUGUUAUAUUGGCACUACAAUGGAUUGAAGAAAAUAUAAAUAAAUUUGGAGGUGAUCCAAAAAAUGUUAUGCUUCUUGGACAUGGAUCUGGAGCUGCAAUGGUCGACCUGAUCACUAUGUCCCCAUUCUCGGAAGAUUUGGUACAUAAAGCAUUCGUUAUCAGUGGAUCAGCAUUAGCACCUUGGGCUAUAUCUUAUGACCCAAUCGGUUAUGCUAAUAUUGUAGCAGAAAACCUACAAUACUCUGGAAAAUCACCAAUGGAAUUAGCAAUGAAAUUUAAAUCCACUCGUCUUAAUGUAUUGCUAGCUGCUCUUGAGGUUGAAUUUACCAAUAAUACCGCAUUGUUUGCUCCUUGUGUCGAGAACGACAAACUUCAGAAUGUUUUUCUUAACGAUACCCCAAUAAACAUAUUGAAGAAUGGUAGUUUCAACCAUAUACCUUAUGUGGCCGCUUACACCCAGAGAGAGGGAACGAUAAAAGCUAAAGAAUUUCUUAAUUGGCGUCCCAAAAUGGAAUCAGAUUUUACUCAGUUCAUUCCAGGGGAUUUAGAAUUUGGUUCUGAAAUCAACAAGACUAUAGCGAUGAAUAAUAUACGUGAGUUCUAUUUCCACAACACUACCAGUAUUAACAUAACAGAGUAUCUGGACUAUUAUAGAGAUACCUCAGUUAUUGUGCCAUUAAUAAGAGGUGUUACAGCCAGAGCCGAGACAUCGACAGCUAACGUUUAUUUACUCGAGUACGCGUACCAUUGUAUAUCUAACGCUGACUGGCCUUUCAACGAUAUUUCAGUGGUAGAGAAUAGUGUUAAGCAAGGUAGCCGGGAUAAUGUAUUGGAUAAAAAUAUGACAAAGCACGAAGAAGAUGCGAAGAAAUCACUUAUAAAUUACAUCAUAUCGUUCGCAAAAACUGGGUGA
Achroia grisella is the source of this 1374-nucleotide messenger RNA. Its product is annotated as neuroligin-4, Y-linked-like. Bases 1 to 1374 code for a protein of 457 amino acids. NCBI's taxonomy places the organism in Eukaryota, Metazoa, Arthropoda, Insecta, Lepidoptera, Pyralidae. The record is from RefSeq and is a predicted model, not a curated record. The transcript is spliced from 2 exons.